AAAUAAUUAAAACUUUUCACGACCUCCAACAAAAAUAUGAAGAAGUGAAAGCAUUUUGAAUAAAAAUGUGGAACAAUAUAGUAAUCAUAACAUUCACUUUAUUUAAUCAGGUAAGGGCCCUGCUCUCUUAGAUGGCCACUUUUAUUUAUUUAUUUUGUUGAAUUUCACUCCUCAGCUGUCAUACUUUAAAUGUCAUCAAGUCUAAUUUUGGUUUGUUUUCAGGUGAAUUGACCCGUGGAGGUGUUAAAAAUGUUAAGAACACAUAAAAAUCUUAUUUAUGGAUGCAGUUAAAGCCCAUAAAUAUCAAUAAACACAGUAAUUAUAAGUGUGAGGACAAACUGCUUUAUGGAUUUGGGGGUUUUCUUUUCCUUGAAUCUAUUUUACCAUUUUCUACAACCUCCCGGAUCACUGCGCAAGAAAUGCGCCACGCAGAGUUCGCAUUGGCUUCAACAGCUGCCUGUCUCUUUAAGACGAUGUGUUGAGAAGUUCACGUCGGGGUCACUUGAAGUUCCUGCCCUCGAUUUUACCUUUUAGUUUUAUUAUAGACUGACAUCACACGGGGCGCUAAAACACUUAAGGCGCAUAGAGGCUCCAUUAUCAUCUCCGUGCGCCUUGUUGCUCCGACUCAAAAAUAGCAAAGGAAAUUAGAAGUAGAAGAAGAAAAAACACGGGAGGAAAAUGAUGCUGCCCUAAGCACGUAGUUUUUUUUUCUUGUUGUAUUUUUUUUUUCUUUUUUGGAAAGGAUGAGAACGAGUGGAGAGGAGGGGCAUUAAGGGAGACAGAGGGAGGAAAAGUGGGUGGGAGGACGUACCCAAGGAGCGAGAAGAAAUUCAUAUCAAUUAAUAAUCAUAAAAAAAGAGCUGGCAGACGCGCUCGGAAAACUGGCAUGGUUUUUUGGAGGCUGGCAGUUCAGCGCUGAAGCGUCAGAUAUGACUCCUGGUGACUGCUGAGAUGAUCAUUAAGGGAGACUUAGAUCGGAUGGCAGAAGACAUCGGGUAUGCAGGUGGCGGACUGAAGACAAUGCUGGAUGCCAUGGAUGUUCCAAGUCAUUCUAGGGAUCUCCUCCUGCAGCUUAACAGCCAGCGUACCAAAGGGUUCCUGUGCGAUGUCAUUAUCGUGGUGCAAAACGCCCUCUUCAGAGCUCACAAGAACAUUCUGGCUGCCAGCAGCCUCUACUUGAAGUCCUUGGUGGUUCAUGAUAACCUCAUCAACUUAGACCAUGAGAUGGUCAGUCCUGGGGUCUUCAGGGUCAUUCUGGACUAUAUCUAUACAGGACGUCUGAGUGAAGGAGACCCUACUUCCCCCACUGAACCAAACCUCGGGGCUGUGUUGGCAGCAGCCAGCUACCUUCAACUGCUCGACUUAGUGGCCUUGUGCAAAAAGAAACUGAGAAGAAAUGGAAAAUACCCUCCCCGACAAGCUCCUGCCUUUCUGCCCUACGCCAAGAUGGGGCCUAACAGCAUGGGCUUUGGGAGUAGAUACAGGGUUUCUACUCCUGUCAUUCAGUCCUGUCCACCUGGAGGACUUUUGAGUACACCCAGACCACAUUCACUAGACGAGCUGGUUCCCCAUCGGCUGGCAGUUCACACCGGGGAAAUAUAUGCUCCAACCUCCAACCAGAGCUCUCAGGUGUUCCCUCCACUACCAGCAGCUCUGCCCGCCCCGCUGGGACGCUCAGCUAAUGAGAGGAACUGCUCCCCUAGCUUUGGCCUUGACCUUUCUAAGAAAAGCCCCACCUCCCAUUCUCAGUUCACACCCUCCCAAACCCAUCUGACAAACAGCCACAACGAAGAAGAACGGGAUGGAACUCAAAGUGGACGCACGAGUCCCAUGCAGGAUACAAAUGGGAGAGCCUUUGCAUCAGAAAAACUUGAGGCCUCCCACAGCCCUCCAGCUUUCCCACAUCUCAACCAGCCUCUUGGUCCCCAUCUCCCUCACCUGCACCGCUCCGGUUCCCAGGGGACCGACCGCUACCCGUGCCCUCCAAGUCCCGAAACGCCCACAGACGGCGGAGAGGCUGGCAGAGAAAGGGGCAACAUCUACCGCUGGGUGAAACACGAGCCACUGCCGUAUCCAGCAGAGGAUGAGGACGAGGACGAGGAUGAAGAAGAAGGGGGUGAAAAUGGAGAGCAGCAUCACAAUCACCACAAGCCAGGGGAGGAGAGCGAAGGAGGAGAUGACAAGAGCGGAUCAGGCACAGAGGAGACAGGCAGUAGCGAGGGUCGUCCAUCGCCUACCGGACCAAUGGGGAGGUUCCACAUGCCGUAUGAGCCGGAGAGCUUCGGGGACAAUGUGUAUGUGUGCAUACCCUGCGACAAAGGCUUUCCCAGCUCAGAGCAGCUCAAUGCUCACGUGGAGACGCACACAGAAGAGGAGCUAUACGGCAACUCCGGAGGAGAGAUGGGAAACAACAACAAUAUCACCAAGAACAUGAGUGAUAACACAAAUGGCUAUGAAAGCCUCAACAGCACUCUGAACAGUCUGUCUCCUCUGGACAACAAGUCCGCCCAAGGCCUGAAUUCAGGCGGCAUCGCUGAACUGAUUCGACCUUACCGCUGUUCCACCUGUGAAAAGUCCUAUAAAGAUCCCGCCACUUUGCGGCAGCACGAGAAGACCCACUGGCUGACGCGGCCUUACCCCUGCAGCAUUUGCGGCAAGAAGUUCACGCAGCGGGGCACCAUGACGCGCCACAUGCGCAGCCACCUGGGCCUUAAACCUUUCGCCUGCGACUCCUGCGGCAUGCGCUUCACACGCCAAUAUCGCCUCACUGAGCACAUGCGAAUCCACUCUGGGGAGAAGCCCUACGAGUGUCAGGUGUGCGGGGGGAAGUUUGCCCAGCAACGCAACCUCAUAAGCCACAUGAAGAUGCACAGCAACGGAGGGACCGGGGGCGGCCUGACCACCGACGGAAAGCUGAAGCUGGACUUUUCCGAGGGCAUCUACCCGCUCAGUAAAUACGCGGCGGAACACCUGGGGCUGAAGCAGGAGAAGGCCAACGAGCUUCUCAUUCAAGCACAGCAGCAGUUGGUGGCAGAUGCCAAGGCCAUAGAGAGCCUCUACCCACUUUCCAAACUUGCCUCAGAGCAUCUUGGCCUCACCCACGACAAAAUGGAUGUCCUGGGUCAACCACUGCCCCCUCCUCUACAAGCCCUCUCUGAGGGCCGCACCAUUGACCGCUACUCCCCCAGCUAAGACAUACACGAUGGGUCUGUGUGCACACGCAACUUGCAGUAUUCUAAAGCCUUUAACCUCAACUCAGUUAUCUCGUCUGCACCUGGGACUCAGGCCACAUGGAAUUGGUCUGCUUAUGCAUACAUACACACCAAAGAAAAAAACUCUUAAGUGCCUUUCUAUGCAUCUAAUGUAUCCUUCAUAAAGGAGCUUUGAGCUUUUAUGUGACCAAGGGGACACUCACUUAAAGACCUUCCGUAUUUAUGUACAGCAUUAUGCAAAGAAACAGUUUUCUGAAAUUCCGCCUUUGAGCCAAAGUGACAAUUUGAAAACCAAAAUGAAAUUGUUUUUAUUUAUUUUUGUAUUGUGAUGAAAUCCAAAGAAAACAUGUUGCAAGGAAAUGUUGCAAUCUGACCCUAAACCUGUGUACUACUCAUUUUUGUACAAAAAAAAAAAAAAAA
Molecule: messenger RNA, 3632 nt
Organism: Oryzias melastigma (Indian medaka)
Lineage: Eukaryota; Metazoa; Chordata; Actinopteri; Beloniformes; Adrianichthyidae
Gene: hic1
Product: hypermethylated in cancer 1
Exons: 2
Coding region: 952-3192 (746 amino acids)
Biological process (GO): regulation of transcription by RNA polymerase II
Cellular component (GO): nucleus
Molecular function (GO): protein binding; RNA polymerase II cis-regulatory region sequence-specific DNA binding; DNA-binding transcription factor activity, RNA polymerase II-specific
Source: RefSeq, a predicted model, not a curated record